CAGGUUUGUAACAAUUGUCAUUUUUUUUCCCCAUAUACGAUUUCAUUUUGUAAACAUACUUACCAAAUUUGUUGCCCCGGGUGGAUGGUCCCCAGACUCACACAAGCACAUGCGGCGACGGGUCUCCCAUACUACCGAGACACCCUUGAUCGACUCACUGAGGAUCAGAUCACAUGGGAUCCGUAUGUACCGGAGUUGGUAGAUGUCAUGCCUGCACAUCUACUGGAGCAUCAGGGAGAGUGGCGUGCCCGGGUCCCCCUGAUCUGUUUCGAGGUUGUGGAGAGUCACCUACCUGACCGCGUCAUGCGACAGUUCGGACUGCAGCAGCCUAUUCCCCAGAACUGUGACACUGUCGUGCGCCUUCACGACAUUGACCGUCGGGGAAAGACGGAGACAAACUGGGCACUGGAGCAUUGGCAGUAUCUUCAGCUAUGGGAGCAGCGGUUGGGUCAUGUCGUUCAGGGUUAUCCCAUGCAGGGCGUUAUGGAUCAUGACGAUCCGUACAUGGUGUGGUACAGGCUUAUCACACGUCGUUUCAUCAACCCCAACUACACACCACCGUCCACCCAUUACCACCCGGCACAUGACGUCAUUAGCGGAUAUGCGGCGGAUAUGGUGGCGAUGUAUGAUGCACUGUCCCUCGCCCUUACAGACGGACCCACCAGAGCCCAGGUCCAGCGGAUGCGAGUUAUGUCCGCGACUUCCUUACGCAGACAUGGUCACGGUCAUCUCAUCUAACAGCGGGACGGUGAUGAUGGUCACUCCAUCCAUUUGCGGUUCGACCCCGGCCAGAGUAGCAGUGGAGGUGAUCCUACGUCGCACACAGAGGAAGAGGAGUACAUCUUCCACAGUUCUGCACCCUUCAGAACCCAGGAGGACGCAUCGUCCAGCCAGCUCACUCCCCCCCUGCGCAGGAACCCAUUCACCACCAUUCACCAUUACACUCGGCGUCGUCCAAGACGAAGGGACGACAGUGAGGCUAGGGAAGGGUUACACCAAAUUGAUGAGUAGUGAACGUAUUGUAUCAUUGUUUUGUCCUUUUUCCUGGAAUGCUGUAUAUAACGAUUGCAUUAUCAAUAUAAGACAUGCUGGUUGAAUGAAUCUGUUUGUGUUUUGAAGUUUUGUUUGCUUAUUUAUCCAAAUCGGAUUUAUGUCAGUCAAAAUAGA
This is a messenger RNA of Chenopodium quinoa (quinoa), 1167 nucleotides long. RefSeq names its product serine/threonine-protein phosphatase 7 long form homolog. The record is from RefSeq and is a predicted model, not a curated record. The coding region runs from base 85 to 738 and encodes 217 amino acids. The transcript is spliced from 3 exons. Lineage: Eukaryota; Viridiplantae; Streptophyta; Magnoliopsida; Caryophyllales; Amaranthaceae.